Trichechus manatus latirostris (Florida manatee) is the source of this 3799-nucleotide messenger RNA. RefSeq names its product SAM and SH3 domain containing 3 (gene SASH3). Gene Ontology annotation, cellular component: nucleus; cytoplasm. Gene Ontology annotation, biological process: positive regulation of adaptive immune response; positive regulation of immunoglobulin production; positive regulation of B cell proliferation. The record is from RefSeq and is a predicted model, not a curated record. Bases 402 to 1691 code for a protein of 429 amino acids. Gene Ontology annotation, molecular function: protein binding. The transcript is spliced from 7 exons. Lineage: Eukaryota; Metazoa; Chordata; Mammalia; Sirenia; Trichechidae.
ACUUGCAAGCUUUUAAGACCCCAGAUGCUACUCACCAAAGUAGGAUGCAGAACAUUGUCUUUCUGAACUAUGUUAUGCCAGUUGGUGUAGAUGUCCCCCCAAAUCUGUGGUCCUUUGCCUUUGAGCCUAGGAUCUUCAUCCCACAAGGUGUUUGGUUAGGUUUGCGGUUUUAAAAAUUUUAUAUAUGUGGAACCAUACAGUCUGUGCUCUUUUGUGGCUGGCCCCCUUUGCUCAACAUCCUAUUUUGAGACUCAUCCAUAUUGUGGGGGACAGUUGUACUAAUCUCAUUGCUGCGUACUGUUCUCUUAUAUGACUGUACCAUAAUUAAUUUGUUCAUUCUACAGUUGAUAGGUACCUGGGUUGUUUUCAGUUAAACUGGAUUUUGAAGGAGGGGAGAAACUAUGGUUGACAGACAGAAGGGAAGAAUGUUCCAGGUGGGGAAAUGCCCUGAUAAGAGCCUGGAGCUGUCACUUCAGCGCUCCAGCAGCUUCAAGGAUUUUGCCAAGUCCAAGCCCAGCUCCCCUGUGGUGAGCGAGAAGGAAUUUAAUCUGGAUGAUAAUAUUCCGGAAGAUGACUCAAGUGUUCCUACUCCAGAGGAUGCUGGGAAGAGUAGCAAAAAGCUGGGGAAAAAGUGGAGGGCAGUGAUUUCGAGAACCAUGAACAGGAAGAUGGGCAAGAUGAUGGUGAAGGCCCUGUCGGAGGAGAUGGGAGACCCUCUGGAGGAGGGCUCAGCCUCCCCGACGUCUCCAGACUACAGCCUGGACAGCCCCGGGCCGGAGAAGAUGGCGCUGGCCUUUUCUGAGCAGGAGGAGCGAGAUCACCCCACACUGAGCCGCCAGGCAUCCACGGGCAGUGAGCUCUGCAGCCCCAGCUCAGGCUCUGGCAGCUUCGGGGAGGACCCACCUGCCCCCCAGUACACAGGGCCCUUCUGUGGCCGGGCACGCGUCCACACCGACUUCACCCCCAGCCCCUACGACCGUGACUCGCUGAAACUGCAGGUAAGGUUGGCCUCUGGGCUCCUCUUGAGCCUGGCAGGCUGGACUCAGAAAGGAGACCAGAUGGAGAGGGUAGUACAGUGUUGGCAGAGGCCAGGGAAGCACCUGUCCUCUCUCAGACCCUGCUCUCCUCUCCGCACACAGAAAGGAGAUGUGAUUCAAAUCAUCGAAAAGCCGCCUGUGGGCACAUGGCUGGGCCUGCUCAAUGGCAGGUUGGGCUCCUUCAAGUUCAUCUACGUGGAUGUGCUGCCCGAGGAGGCCGUGGGGCCUGCCCGCCCGAGCCGCCGGCAGAGCAAGGGCAAGCGGCCCAAGCCUAAGACCCUGCACGAGCUGCUAGAGCGAAUCGGCCUGGAGGAGCACACGUCCACCCUGCUACUCAAUGGCUACCAGACACUGGAGGACUUCAAAGAGCUGCGGGAAACACACCUCAACGAGCUGAAUAUUGUGGACCCCCAGCAUCGGGCCAAGCUGCUCACGGCGGCGGAGCUGCUGCUGGACUAUGACACGGGCAGCGAGGAGGCAGAAGAGGGCGCUGAGAGCAGCCAGGAGCCAGUGGCGCACACAGUUUCAGAACCCAAGGUGGACAUCCCGCGAGACUCGGGCUGCUUCGAGGGCUCAGAGAGCGGUCGCGAUGAAGCAGAGCUGGCGGUCACCGAGGAGCAGCUGCACGGCCUCUCCUUGGCUGAGACAUCUUGAGGUGGAGGCGGCAGUGCAGGCCGAGGCUGGGCCCGAGCUGCACGGGCCACGGGGAUGGGCCUGGCCUCCUGUGGUGGCCCGGGCCCCGAGGACUGACCCCAAGCCUGGCCCUGCUUCUCAAGGGGCACUAGGGCUACAGAGGCCCGGCCUAGGCCCUACAGGCUCGGUUGAGCGGAUGAGGGGCCGCCUGAGGGCACAUCGAACCACCAGGAGCCCUCUCUUCACCAGCUACUGAUAACAAAGCCCCUCUUGGCACCGCCCACUUCCCAGCCAUAGCCAUGGCCAUAUCAAGUGGGGCGCCAAGGGACCACCCCCAUGUCCCUCACCAUCAAGGCCCCCAAACCCUCCUCGCCCCUGUCACACUGCUCCUGCAAAGGGCACCAAGUCAGUGUUUCAGGUCGUCUCAAAACUCGAGGGAAGAUGGCUGUUGAAAAGGACUCGAAUUUACUCAGGUAAAUCCAGAUUUCUCCAAAUGAGGUUUGAAGAAAUCCAUGUGUGUCCACUCUCCUUCUCCUUAACCUUCGUAGAGGUUUGACCACUAAAUCACUAUGUGAGCUGAGCUGAGUGCCUCUAGGCCUAGGACUGGUCAGAGUUGCAACAGAGGGUCUCUGAGGGCCUUGCCAGCUCUGACAUUCUGUGACAUUAAAUGUCUCCUCUCCUGUUACCUGUGGCCCAGGACACCAGUGGGGUUUAUUGACGGUCUGGAGGAGCCUCUGGCUCCCAAAUGAAAUGGCUCCUCCCACUCACCCAUUUCGUGCCUCCCCACUAACUAAGGCCAUGCUGCAACUCCCCCAGCUUGAAACCAUGCUCAUACCUCAGACAGUGCCUACCCUCCCCUUCCAUUCCUGGUCCCCUCAAACGUGACUUCCCCCCAGGUUGAUGGCAGAUGCUCAGACCUGCCUUCCAAGGACAGAGCUGCCCCUAUGUACCAGAUGCACGUCUGGGCCUAGACUUGGCCACUUGUGUGGGUCCUUAUAAGCAAAGAAAGCACUAAGCUUGACAUUGGAGAGUCCACUACCCCAAUUUUACUUUGCUAAAGGUUUUGGUGUACCCUGAGCUCCAGAAGGGAGCCCUGGUGGCACAGUGGUUAAGAGCUCGGCUGCUAACCAAAAGGUCGGCAGUUCGAAUCCACCAGCUGCUCCUCUUUGGAAACCCAAUGGGGCAGUUCUACUCUGUCCUAUAGGGUCGCUGUGAGUCAGAAUCCACUGGACAGCAACGGGUUUUGAGCUCCAGAAGUGGAGGGAGAUUAUCUGUUAGUUGGGGGCCUUGACCCCAAUACCAAGUCUUUCCCCUGAUUCCCCAGAGUAUCCCUUCCCUGGUGUCCAGCCGACCUGUGGACAAACAGUGCCCACUACAUCUACGACUGCCUGCUUAGUGGACACACUUCUUGACUUGUUACCAGGGACUUCGGUAAAAGCUAGCUUUGGGAAAGGGGUUGAGUGUAAAUAUGAGGGGGGUGGUGGAGGGAGCAUGUUAGUAGCAAUAAAGUACAUAGGUAGAACUGAAUUACUGUCUCCAGUUGUCUUCCUAAUGGAGAGAGGUUGGGAGGGACAAACCGUUUCCUUCAAAACUGGCCUUCAACAAAAAUGUUCCUCCAUUGUCCUUUCAGGACCAUUUUCCCUUCCCUAAAGAUGCUCAGAGUCCCUGACCCUGCUGACUGAAAGCUCUAGUUUGAAGCCCUAGCUGGCUCUGCCCAUCCCUCUAACCAGCUCUCCUCAGAACAGGGCUCCAGCUCCCAUGGACCCAAGGCCUGGCUGAGAUCUGAGAUUAGGGGUCACUAAUUCCCUCUUCCCAUCAUUGUUCAUUUUAACAAGAGCCUUGAAGACCUUAACCCCAGUGAGGAAGGACCUGCAAUGGGAGGCUGCCAGGGUUCAAGAAGGGGAGACUUAGGUUUAGCAGGUCCUUUCCUCUGUGGCUACCUUUUCCCGGGCCCCACCCUAUGCCCACUGAAGCUACACCAUCUCCUGGGAGGUGCGAUGGAGACAAAGACGUCUAGUUUCCUUUAUUUACGAGCAUUAUCUGCACUUGUUGUUGUUAGCUGCUGUCGAGUCGGCCCCAACUCAUGGCAGCCCCAUGCACAAUGGAAGGAAAUGCUGCCUGAUUCUUCA